AUGGCCUUGUUCGCUACCGUCCUCGGACAAUUGCUGCUGGGUGCAGCUGCCAGCUCUAUGUAUUUGGAGUCCAUGUGCCGCGGCCAGAUCUGCGAAACUCCCCAACAUCCGAUGCUAGACUACGAUCCAGACGAGAAGAAGUGCGUGUGCCGGUCACACCCGUGCUGGGACGACAGUGGGCUUAUCCACAGUUGUCCAGAUGCCGCGAUGCCAUACCUUGUGUUUCACUACGACCAGGAUCUGAAGCUGAAGUGUGAGUGUGCGACGCAUCCAUUCUUCCAAAGCGUCUAUUUGAGCAAGCACUUGUGCAAAGAUCAGUUUUGCCGGGACGAGAAAUUUCCGAUCCUGGACUACAACGACAGCACCAAGGAGUGCUUCUGCAGAGCGCAUCCCUGUUGGGACAUGGAUGGCCAGACGCAUUCUUGCCCGAAUGACGACUUCCCUGUCUUGCGAUACCGCGAAGACAAGGAUGAGAAGACCGGCGAGACGAAGACGGUCUGCGACUGUGUUAAGAAGAUGGUCCCGCCCAAGGGUCAGCCACAGACGCUGCACCAACGACAACGCGCGGAGCGAGAGAAACGGUACUGGACCUCGAACGUGCAGAAGAAAGCCACCCUCGAGUUCACUCGUGACCGCAAGUCCAUGAGCGUGCUUUGUUCCGAGGCUUGUGGCAAGAUGCUCUACGUCAAGGGAGCUCCGGAGAGCAUUCUCCUCCCCGGGGGCCCUGUGGAGCUUUCUGCAGCCGGACGUCAGGCUAUUCGCAGCAGCUUCGCCGCCUUAGCCUCCGAGGCUCUGCGCACCCUGGCCUUGGCACAGCGAUCCAGUUCCGAGGACAUUCUCUCCUCGCAGCUGCUCCGAGAUCCUGCCAACUUCGUCCAGCUCAAGCAACCGUUUGUUGUGCAGAGCUUUCACUCCACCUGCCAUGGCGGCCUGCCUGCGGCAAAGAAUCGUGGCCAGAAUGCACGGCAGGUCAACCUGCUUCACCGCCCUCUGGCUGUUUUCAAUGCCGUGAGGCACAUCUCCAGGGAAAGAUACAGCAAGUUGCACCAAGAGUCGAUUGCAAAUCCAGAAGGGUUUUGGUCGCGAGCUGCAGCGGAAGUCUCUUGGUCCAAACCAUGGAGUGCCGUUCUCGACAGCAGCAAUCCGCCAUUCUAUCGCUGGUUUCCAGGAGCCCAGCUGAACAUGUGCUACAAUGCCGUCGACAGGCAUGUUGAGGCUGGACGUGGUGGCAGUGAUGCUCUGAUCUAUGACUCACCUCUUGCUGGCGUGAAGAAGACCUUCACUUACUCGGAGCUUCAGAGGGAGGUCAGUAGAACUGCUGGUGCACUUGCCAAGCUGGGCAUCGGCAAGGGCGACCGAGUUGUGAUCUACAUGCCCAUGAUCCCAGAGGCAGUGUUCGCAAUGUUGGCCUGUGCCCGCCUCGGCGCGCCGCACUCCGUAGUCUUCGGGGGCUUUGCCGGGCCAGAGUUGGCCACUCGCCUGGAGGACUUCCAGCCCAAGGCCAUCAUCUGGUCUUCCUGUGGGCUGGAGCCCAAAGGACCUGUGGAGUAUCAGCCUAUGAUCAAGGAGGCUUUGGAGCUGGUGGAAAUGACUCCCUCGGUCCGAAUCUGCAAACAGCGGCCCGAAGCAGCGGCUAUUUUGGAUGGAGACCUGGACUGGGAUGAGGCCCUGGCAGCUGCAGAAGAAGUAGCCUGCGAACAAGUGGAUGCAACUGAUCCGCUGUACAUGUUAUACACUUCUGGCUCUACCGGUAAACCCAAAGGUGUCUUGCGAGACACUGGAGGAUACGCAGAGCCUUGGCUGUCAGGGGGGGGGGUGUCGUGCGCACCGGAGCUGAACGGGCUACGCCAGGUGGCCUUGAAAGCGUCGAUGGCACAAUUCAUGAACAUGGCUCCGGGUGAAGCAUACUGGGCAGCUUCAGACAUUGGCUGGGUCGUAGGCCACUCAUACAUCGUUUAUGGGCCUUUGCUCCAGGGAUGCGCCACCGUCUUGUAUGAAGGCAAGCCUAUCGGCACACCAGAUGCGGGUGCCUUCUGGCGAGUGGUCGAGGAAUAUCAGGUCCGAGCCUUGUUCCUCGCACCAACAGCUCUUCGAGCUAUCCGACGUGUGGACCCUGAUGGCGCGCUCGUUCGAAAGUACAACUUGUCUUGCCUUCGAUCCCUGUUCGUUGCCGGUGAGAGAAGCGAUCCGGAAACGAGCCGUUUCUAUGCGUCGAUACUGAAUGUUGGCUACUACGACAACUGGUGGCAGACAGAAACAGGGCACCCAAUCUGCGGCCUGCAAGAGGAUUCGGUUGGACGAAAGGACGGUAGCGCCGGCUUACCGCUAUUCGGCUACGAUGUUGCCGUUUUCGAUGAGCGCGGGCACAUCAUGGAAGAGCCCAACCACGCUGGCCACCUGGUUGUCAAGUUGCCUUUGCCGCCUGGGACGUUUCCGGGCCUGUGGAACAAUGACGAAGGUUUUCUGAAAAGCUACCUGGAAGAGUUUCCCGGUUAUUACAACAGCGGCGAUUCCGGUGUAAUCGACGACCAUGGAUACGUCAGCGUCCUGGAACGCAUCCUGGUCGGCAUUACCCAUUCCGAGUGA
Symbiodinium sp. CCMP2592 is the source of this 2586-nucleotide messenger RNA. NCBI's taxonomy places the organism in Eukaryota, Dinophyceae, Suessiales, Symbiodiniaceae. The record is from the annotation of a GenBank genome assembly.